Messenger RNA from Selaginella moellendorffii, 760 nucleotides. RefSeq names its product ubiquitin-conjugating enzyme E2 11. The record is from RefSeq and is a predicted model, not a curated record. Gene Ontology annotation, molecular function: ubiquitin conjugating enzyme activity. The coding region runs from base 49 to 495 and encodes 148 amino acids. Gene Ontology annotation, biological process: protein polyubiquitination. Gene Ontology annotation, cellular component: nucleus. Lineage: Eukaryota; Viridiplantae; Streptophyta; Lycopodiopsida; Selaginellales; Selaginellaceae. The transcript is spliced from 2 exons.
UCAAGCGGCCCCCCGGCCAGAUAGCUAGGGCAGCGUUGUGCGUGGUGAAUGGCAAGCAAGCGCAUCCAGAAGGAGCUGCUGGAUUUGCAGCGCGACCCGCCCACGUCAUGCAGCGCCGGCCCCGUUGGUGAGGAUCUCUUCCGCUGGCAGGCCACAAUCAUGGGUCCGCCCGACAGCCCUUACACCGGCGGCGUCUUCUUCGUCAUGAUCCACUUCCCCCCCGACUAUCCAUUCAAGCCGCCCAAGGUCAACUUCCAGACCAAGGUUUACCAUCCAAACAUCAACUCCAAUGGGAGCAUCUGCCUCGACAUCUUGAAGGAGCAAUGGAGCCCGGCUCUCACCAUCUCCAAGGUUUUGCUCUCCAUUUGCUCGCUCCUCACCGAUCCAAAUCCCGACGAUCCUCUGGUGCCCGAGAUCGCCCACAUGUACAAGAACCAGAGAAGCCGGUAUGAGGAGACUGCCAGGGCGUGGACGCAAAAGUAUGGCAUGAAUUGAAAGCGAGCAAGAGCAAGCAAGCCGGAUCGGGCAUCUACACUACCACCACCACCACCACCACCAUCCCCCAUCUUGGUCAGUUCUUCUCGGUUCUUAUUUAUGCGAUCUCAUUCGUGUUCCAGGGUUCCUUUCGCUUCCUUCCCUCUCCAUUCUCAAGUGAGUGAGUUACACUGACCCGAUCUAGUGAAAUCAAAACCCAUCUUUGUCUAUAAACUUCACAUCUAUCCUGAGAAAACAACAAGCGAAAAGCUUGUAGUCUCCCGAA